Molecule: messenger RNA, 1044 nt
Organism: Paramisgurnus dabryanus
Lineage: Eukaryota; Metazoa; Chordata; Actinopteri; Cypriniformes; Cobitidae
Source: RefSeq, a predicted model, not a curated record
AUGGAAAUAAACAAGGACAAUCAUCAUCAACUGAAUAAAGCUGAUGAAACGCAUCAUAAUAUUACAACAAUACAGAAUGUUGCACAGAAAGGAACUCGAAGAACAGGAGACAAAAUGUGUAAAAGGAGGUUGAAAAGAGACGAACGCCCUACGGAUCGCUCGAGGAUUCACAGUGAGGAGAAGCCCACGUGUCAUCAUUGUGGGAAGAGUUUCAGCAGCAAAUCAUACCUCGCAAUGCACAUAAAAAUACACACUGGAGAGAAACCAUUUGCUUGCAAUCUGUGUGAAAAAACUUUCCUAACUACAAAUGAACUUAAGAUACACACGAGAACUCACACUGGCGAGAGACCAUACACCUGUCACGAGUGUGGAAAAGGUUUUACCCAAAUAUCACACUUAAAGAGACAUAGGAAAAUCCACACUGGAGAGAAACCUUACACUUGUGACAAGUGUGGAAAAUGUUUUACCCAAACAUCAUACUUAAAAUAUCAUAUGAAAAUCCACACUGGAGAGAAACCAUUUGCCUGCAAUCUGUGUGAAAAAACUUUCCUAACUACAAGUGAUCUUAAGAUACACACGAGAACUCACACUGGAGAGAAACCUUACACUUGUCACGAGUGUGGAAAAAGUUUUACCCAAACAUCAUCCUUAAAAUAUCAUUUGAAAGUCCACACUGGAGAGAAACCAUUCACGUGUGAUCUGUGUGGAAGGAGUUUUACCGUUAAAGGCGCUCUUAAGAGACACAAGAGAAUUCACACCGGAGAGAAACCUUUUACAUGCAGUCAAUGUGAAAAAAGUUUUAGAAGUAAAACCGAACUUACAGCACACAUGAAAAUUCACAGUAAAGAAAAACCUUUCGUGUGUCAUCUAUGUGGAUGGAGCUUUAAAAUAACACGCACUCUUCAGAUACACAUGAGAAUUCACACUGGAGAGAGACCAUUCACGUGUGAUCUGUGUGAAAAAAGUUUUACAAGAAAAGACGCUCUUCAGAUACACAUCAAAAUUCACACUGGAGUGAAACCAUUCGUGUGUGAUCUGUGUUGA